Molecule: messenger RNA, 474 nt
Organism: Ostertagia ostertagi
Lineage: Eukaryota; Metazoa; Nematoda; Chromadorea; Rhabditida; Trichostrongylidae
Source: the annotation of a GenBank genome assembly
AUGAUCUGGAAGGAACCUUUGGUUAUCAACGGCACUGUUUGGCCACAUCUUGAAAAAAUUCCGUCCGUGGUCACGGUGGAGACGCGGUUCGAAGGAGCACGAUUGAGUCUGGUUGAUUCGAUAGCAGCGCUCAAACGGUUGCACGACGAAUAUCCACUGUACUUUCGAUUCAUGAUGGAGAAUCCGAUUGAGUACGAACAUGCAUUCUUCAAAGCGUCUCACCAUCUGGCCAAUGUCGACAAAAAUGAAAUCGUUUCGGCAGUGUUCAACAAUGAUUUUCGCUCCAGCCAGAUGACCACCGAAAAUUUGGAUCUCUUCUAUCGCAGUUUGAAGGCUUUCUAUAAUAUCUGCUGUGAGAUGCAGCAGGAAAUCUAUAUCAAUUCCAAUGAACUGCUUGUCGUCGACAAUUCCCAGUUGCUCAUUGGCGCUCCAGCCCAGUGGGGACGAGAGAUGCGAGUUCGUAUCUUUGCUUGA